Messenger RNA from Oikopleura dioica, 942 nucleotides. NCBI's taxonomy places the organism in Eukaryota, Metazoa, Chordata, Appendicularia, Copelata, Oikopleuridae. The record is from the annotation of a GenBank genome assembly.
AUGCUCGAUUAUCCGCAAAUUUUGUCCGAGCUGAUUUUUGAGCGAAUGCCGAUGGAUUCAUUGACUCUACUCGCCCCUUUUGUUCUGGAAUCCGAUGAUCGAUCUUUUGAUGAUCUGACGAGAACGCUUUUUUGCCGAAACUUUCUCAACUAUCAUUACGAAAGAGACACAAUUCUUGAUCUCGUUGGAAAAGAAUUCGAAGCAGAGAAAAAGGGAAAACCUGAUCGUCUCUCUGAAAUCAUGAAAAUUAUUCAAAAGCGAGAAGAUCUCAAAAACAACAAGAAGAAACUGAUUCCAAAAGCGACGAUGGAAUUAUUUACAGAACAUGAGUUCUUCGGUUCUUCUGUCAAAUUUUCUGGCUCAUAUAUUUUUACUAAAGACCGGGCCGGAGAUCGUAUCUUCAAGAUUAAUCGCGAAAAUGACGAGCGCUCACCGAUUAUCGAACCAAUUGAAUAUGAUCCACAAAAUUUUAUCGAGUAUUAUGACUUUGAACCUGAAGAUUCAAUAACCAUGCUCGAAACAGUUUUUUUGGGGCACCGUCACGAAGAUUUGCCGGCUUUCUUUGAUUAUGAAACAUUAAAGUUUGCAGAAUUAGGACGCAAGAGACAUUUUCUGCACGAGAAAAUUACUUAUUCUCCAAUAAACCGAAAUUUCUCUCGGCAACGAUCUUGGAGAGAUUAUAAAACUAAUCCUUGUAUGAAUCUACAUCCUGUACUCAACUUCAAAGAUACUUUUUAUCAAGAAGAUACACCCAUGCGUCGAUAUGUUGUCGAUUUUAGCAGUUUUUCUGGUGGACAAGAAAAGAUUUUUUGGAGCUUCGAUUUCAGCCUUCCAAGGGAGGAUUUCUGCAUUCCGGAAUACCGAGAUUUGAGCGAAAGUCUCGAGCCUGACCACUGCGAUGUUGGAUACGUCGAAGGAAACAAGUUGCAUCUUCUUGUUUGA